This is a messenger RNA of Mya arenaria, 1554 nucleotides long. Its product is annotated as type-2 ice-structuring protein-like. The coding region runs from base 47 to 757 and encodes 236 amino acids. Gene Ontology annotation, molecular function: signaling receptor activity. NCBI's taxonomy places the organism in Eukaryota, Metazoa, Mollusca, Bivalvia, Myida, Myidae. The transcript is spliced from 2 exons. The record is from RefSeq and is a predicted model, not a curated record.
UCGAAAUUAGUGAAAAUAUAAUGUCUAAACAAAAUUAAGCAUAAUUAUGACAGGGGUUACUCGUACAGUGUUUGGAUAUUGUGUAGUUUUACUGCAUUUGGUUAAACAAAUUAACUCUCAUGUUGAAGACGGAUUUUUUCAAAAGUUUGAGGAGUCGCAUACAGUCUUUAGAGUUUUUGUCCUUCAAACUGACGCCCGAUCACUACUCUCCUGUGCGCAUGCGUGCAUGCGCUACUCGGGAUCCACGUGCAGUGACGUAUGCAGCCACUUUCACUAUGAAAACAUCACUCAAACAUGCUUUGGCCUAAAGCAGGGAAAUAACUGGACAGAGGCGUGGACUAAAGAGAACAAAACCGUUUAUGUGCUGAAAAAGAAGCAGAACGAAGUCUGUGAUAUCGGGUGGCGAUUAUUCGGCAAUGUAUGCUAUUACAUCGAAAUGGCAAAAUUGGAGUGGAGUUUGGCGCGUGAAAAUUGUGAGAACAUGGGUGGUUGCCUAGCAACCGCCCACAACGAGACGGUGGACAGCUUCCUGGGGACGCUGAUAACCACGUGCAGUCCGGACGAUCGGGAUGCUUGGCUGGGUGCGAGCUACAGCAGCGCGCUGUGCAAAUGGAAAUGGGAGAGCGGGGAACCAUUUAGCUAUCGAAAUUGGGGCCGGGGACAACCGGAUUUGUUAGUCGGAACCUGCUUAGUAAAAGUGCCCAAAUGGUAUGACCGCGAUUGCACACACUUGCAGAAUUCCGUGUGUGAAAAGUAGAAGUUCAAUUAAUGAUUGUCUUACUAAAAUAAUAUAACAGAACAUUAAUUUUGUUCAGAAUUAAACGUUUUCAACAUUCAUUGCCGACAUAAAUCAAAUCACUUUGUCGUAAAAAACAGACAUGGUCAAUAGAGAGAUGUUGUUGCAUAAUGAUAUAAUUGUAACAAUAGUAAUACUUUUGCCUUAUCUUGUUAGGUUCGUGAUCGUAAUAUAAAUGCAAAGUAAAUGAAUUCAACUAACGUUUCGCAAAGUUUUUCUUAAAUCUGAUAACAUCAAAUUUAUAAACUUUUGUUUUGUAAGCCAAUUGCUAAAAAUGAAGUUUUCUUUCCUUAAAUUAUGAUAAUACGGACAAACCAGAAGAAAAUGAUAUUCAUUUACAAGACAUUCAUGUUGCAAAAGGUACAAAUUCUAUCUGCCCUCUGUCUAUCAUGAUGUCUACCCGUUUCGAUCAAUUUUUUAGAGGGAACCCGAAAAUUUGUAAGUGCUUUGCCAAAUUUAUUUGUUUAUUUUGCAUCUAGGUAAAUUUCUUGCUUAAGUUCAUUUUAAUACUAACAGUGUGUUUAUAAUGUUUUGGAUGCAUUAAUAUCUGUAUUCCAAGAUUGUUUAAAGAUGCCCUCUUACUCCAAAAUAAGAUUUACCACAAUUAAUACAAUUGUUUUAAUAAACCAGAAAAGAUGAAUAAAUGUUGAAAACAUUGGUUAUUAUGAAAGAUACCAUGUUGAGUUUGAAACAAGGGAGCAGAAAACACGGUAUUUCUACCUUAUGGGACGAUGGUAGAUCACACAAAAUAUUUUAGA